Molecule: messenger RNA, 2253 nt
Organism: Quercus lobata
Lineage: Eukaryota; Viridiplantae; Streptophyta; Magnoliopsida; Fagales; Fagaceae
Product: putative wall-associated receptor kinase-like 16
Exons: 3
Coding region: 28-2253 (741 amino acids)
Biological process (GO): protein phosphorylation; cell surface receptor signaling pathway
Cellular component (GO): plasma membrane
Molecular function (GO): polysaccharide binding; protein serine/threonine kinase activity; ATP binding
Source: RefSeq, a predicted model, not a curated record
UCCUCUCCUUGGGAAAUAUUGGGGGAUAUGGGUUUCCUUGAGACUCUUAUACGAAUCACUUGCCUUAGUGUGAUUUUAUCUGAAUUUGCAGUCGCAGUUGUAGGAUUUACUUAUCCUAUAGCGCGGCCAAACUGCUCUGACAGGUGUGGAGAUAUGAAAAUUCCAUAUCCAUUUGGCCUAAGAGAAGGUUGUUACCUAGAUCAUAAUUUUUUCGUCAAUUGUACCAACUCCUCCGAACCAUUCAUCCCUGAAGACAUAAUUGUUAAAAACAUUUCCCUUCAUGGCCAGAUUGACACCCUGAUGUAUAUAGCCCAUGAUUGUUAUAAAAAGGGUGCGAUGGUUGCCUCGAACAAUCCGUGGCUCAACUCGCCCCUCAAUUUCACCGUCUCUAGCACCCAAAACAAGUUUGUGGUUGUUGGUUGCGACACUCAUGCAUACCUUCUCGGUUACCAGCAAAAUGAAAGAUACGCCACCGGCUGCGCGUCCGUAUGUGAAAGCACUAGGUUCAUGGUCAAUGGGUCUUGCACUGGUGUUGGGUGUUGCGAGGUAGACAUACCCAUAGGGUUUAAAAACGUUACUAUGGAAUCCCAUAGUUUUCAGAAUCAUACAAUGGUAGAAAAUUUCAAUCCUUGUGGGUAUGCGUUUAUCAGCAAACAAGACACGUUCAAUUUCUCCAUUGAUUCCCUUCGCACUCUACGGGACCAACAAAUGAUGCCAAUGGUUCUUGAUUGGGCCAUCGGUAAUGAGACAUGUAAUGAUAUAGAGAACAAAUCGAAUUACAUAUGUGGAGAUAAUAGCUCAUGUCAAAAUUCCGAAGAUAGGUCUGGGUAUCGUUGCAAGUGCAAGGACGGUUACGAUGGGAACCCAUACCUCCCUACUGGUUGCCAAGACAUUGACGAAUGUAAAAACCCCAAUAACUGUAACCACCUGGGACAAGAGUGUAUUAACAAACCAAGAAAAUUUACGUGUGUUUGUAUCAAGGGGUACCAUUUGGACCAAAGUGCAGGAGUCUGUGUUGCCAAUCAAUCAUCACUACAAGUUAAACUUUUGGUUGGUGUUGGCAUAAGCUUCAUAGUUAUGCUUGUCUGUAGCUCUUGGCUGUACUUGAUGGUUAAGCAAAGAAAGUUAAUCAAGCUUAGACAAAGGUUCUUUGAACAAAAUGGGGGUUUAAUUUUACAACAAAAACUCUCCAAAGCAGAAAAUUCAACUGCAACAGCCAAAAUCUUCACUACAGAAGAAUUGAAAAAGGCUACCAACAAUUAUGAUGAAACUUUAAUUAUUGGCCGAGGAGGGUUUGGUACAGUUUAUAAGGGACUUUUGCCAGAUAAUAGGAUUGUGGCCAUCAAGAAGUCCAAAACAGUCAAUGAAAGACAAAUUGAGCAAUUCAUUAAUGAGGUAGUUGUACUUUCCCAAAUUAAUCAUAGGAAUGUAGUUAAACUAUUAGGUUGUUGUUUGGAGACACAAAUUCCUUUACUAGUCUACGAAUUCAUACCCAAUGGUACUCUUUUUGAGUACAUUCAUCACAAAAACAAGGCAUCCACUGUAUCAUGGGAAAUUCGUCUUAGGAUAGCUGCAGAAACUGCAGAAGCAUUAUCAUAUUUGCACUUUGCAGCUUCUCCACCAAUAAUCCAUAGAGAUGUUAAGUCUUCAAACAUAUUGUUGGAUAGUACUCACACAGCAAAGGUAUCAGAUUUUGGAGCUUCAAGAUUAGUUCCACUAGACCAAACACAAUUAGCUACAAUGAUGCAAGGAACUUUGGGAUACUUGGAUCCUGAAUACAUGCAAACAAGUCAAUUGACAGAGAAAAGUGAUGUUUAUAGCUUUGGAGUGGUCCUCGUAGAGUUAUUAAUGGGAGAAAAGGCUCUUUCAUUUGAUAAGCCAGAGGAGGAAAGAAGUCUAGCUAUACGUUUUCUAUCUUUUUUGAAUGAUAAUAGAUUGUUUGAAAUUCUUGAAAAACAUAUAGCGAAAGAAGGAAAGGCUGAGCAAUUAAAGGAAGUGGCAAAUCUUGCAAAGAGGUGCUUACAAUUGAAAGGGCAAGAUCGGCCUACUAUGAAGGAGGUAGCAACCGAAUUGGAGGGUUUAAGAAAGAUGGAGAUGCAUUCAUGGGUCAAUGUUGAUUCCAACUCAAAAGAAACCGAAUUCUUACUCGGGGAGACAUCAGAUUCUUACAAAUAUAAUGUUAGUAAUAAAAGUACUAAUGUGUACGAUAGUGUGAGAGACCAUUUAAUAUUUGACUUAGAUGAUGGGAGAUGA